This is a messenger RNA of Parasteatoda tepidariorum (common house spider), 1822 nucleotides long. It is a transcript of the gene L2HGDH, whose product is annotated as L-2-hydroxyglutarate dehydrogenase. NCBI's taxonomy places the organism in Eukaryota, Metazoa, Arthropoda, Arachnida, Araneae, Theridiidae. Gene Ontology annotation, molecular function: (S)-2-hydroxyglutarate dehydrogenase activity. The record is from RefSeq and is a predicted model, not a curated record.
UUCUUUGGCAACACAAACUUUGAAAAAUUGUAAACAAACAUUAGUUUCGGUUUUUGCCUUAAGUCACAUGCAUUUUUAAAUUUUACCUUGAACUGUGUGUAUCGUAAUUAUUCUUCAAUAUGUAUUAAAUAACUCCUCGUUUUUCAGUAUGCAACGAAUAAAAUAUGAUGUAAUUGUCGUUGGGGGUGGUAUUAUUGGAACUGCCACAGCAAGAGAAUUACUGUUGAGACAUCCCCAUCUUCGACUUGCAAUAGUUGAAAAAGAAUCUAAAAUUGCUGCUCAUCAAAGUGGACAUAACAGUGGUGUUGUUCAUACUGGUAUUUAUUAUACUCCUGGUUCUUUAAAAGCAAAAUUAUGUGUUGAAGGAUUGGAUCUGGCAUACAAAUAUUUUUCUGAAAAAAAUAUAAAAUAUAAAAAAUGUGGAAAGAUGAUUGUAGCUGUGAAGAAGAAAGAAAUCAAAGCAUUAGAUGCUUUGUAUAAUAGAGCAGUUCAAAAUGGAGUGAAGGAUAUAUCUCUUCUUGAUUCUCUGGGAAUUAAGGAAAUAGAGCCAAAUAUUCAAGGUCUCAAAGCAAUUUGGUCACCAAAUACAGGAAUUGUAGAUUGGGGAGAAGUUACACAGUCAUAUGCUGAAGACUGUAAAUCUAUGGGUGCAGAUAUAUAUUUCAAUUUUAAAGUGAGCCAGUUUGUUCCCCUACAAGAGACUCGAAAAACAAUUCUUGUCCAGAGUAAAUCCAUGGAAUUAUUAGGGCAGCAUGUUGUAACAUGUGGUGGAUUACAAUCUGAUAUUCUGGCUGAAAUGACUGGCUGUAAUAGACUACCAAGAAUUAUUCCUUUCCGGGGGGAAUAUCUCGUUUUAAGACCUGAGAAGUCAAAUUUAGUAAAAACUAACAUUUAUCCUGUACCAGAGCCUGGAUUACCUUUCUUGGGGGUGCAUAUUACUCCUCGCAUUGAUGGUUCUGUAUGGUUAGGUCCAAAUGCUGUUCUUGCUUUGAAACGAGAAGGCUAUGGUAUUACAGAUAUCAAAAUGGAUGAAGCAUUUGAUAUAUUACGAUUCAAAGGUCUUCAAAAAUUAGCUAUGAAGCACUUUUCCUUUGGCCUAUCAGAAGUUUACAGAAGUAUUAACAUAUCUGCUCAAGUCAAUAUCUUAAAACAAUUUUUGCCAACAUUGAAAAACUCUGAUGUUAUGAGGGGACCAUCAGGGGUGAGAGCCCAGGCACUUGAUGCUAAUGGAAAUCUAGUUGAUGAUUUCAUAUUUGAUUCCGGGAAAGGGAAGUUUGCAAGAACUGUUCUGCAUGUUAGGAAUGCCCCCUCUCCGGCUGCUACAUCCUCUUUGGCCAUAGCAAAAGUUAUCGCUGAUAAAGUCAGAGAAAAAUUUCAUAUCAGACAAACUGAAAGCAAUGAUUGUCUCUAAUUAUGAGAGUUAUGGACAGUUGAAAUGUGAUAUCAGCUAAAGUGCUUCUUGAACUAAAUCAAAAUGUUUAUUUUAUCUAUAAUUAUUUUGCAUUUUUAUAUCAUAAUCUAAUUAUUUCAUUGGGUGUUAUCAUGCUUAUUUAUAUUAUUGUUUUAGUUAAGGAAUGUGUAAAUGCUCAUUUUUAUAAUGAAGUUAUUAAAUUAUCUUUAUUUUAAUAAUCCUUUUGAACUGAAAUGGUUUUUUAAUUAAGAUUGUCCAAUUUAGUAAUUUUAUGUUAGUUUGAAGCUGAUGAGAGUUUGUUUGGCUAAUUUACUAUAUUGUUGGCUAAUUUACUAUAUUUUUAGUAUUAAUGUAUUUUUGUACAUUAUAAUUUAAUAUAUUUCUAUAUUUUUAAUUUCAAAGUUAAAAAAA